Messenger RNA from Dalotia coriaria, 4481 nucleotides. RefSeq names its product nuclear pore complex protein Nup154 (gene Nup154). Gene Ontology annotation, molecular function: structural constituent of nuclear pore. NCBI's taxonomy places the organism in Eukaryota, Metazoa, Arthropoda, Insecta, Coleoptera, Staphylinidae. The record is from RefSeq and is a predicted model, not a curated record. Gene Ontology annotation, biological process: protein localization to nuclear inner membrane; RNA export from nucleus; protein import into nucleus. Bases 333 to 4379 code for a protein of 1348 amino acids. Gene Ontology annotation, cellular component: nuclear pore; nuclear pore inner ring. The transcript is spliced from 13 exons.
AAUUUUCAGAUUUAUUUUGGAAAUAAUGUUUAAAUCAGUUGAAGUAAUGUAUAAUUAAUAACCUACUGAUAAUAUUUUAUAAUUUACGCAACUCUGGAUGGGUAAAUUAACAAAGAAGAGAAGUAAUUCUUUGAAUUUGUGUCAAAAUAUGUCACAAGACGAAUCAACGAAUUUAAGUUUCUAACCUAGAAAAAGUUAACCGCCGACCGAGCGUGUUUCUUAAAUGUGUUGUCCAGGGUUGUUUGCUGCAGUUUAUUGUGUGUAACUCGAAUCACCUCACUGAAAAUACAUAAAUAUAUCCAUACCAUUCCGACAAUUCAACAGAGGUGAAAAUGAGUGUCCCACAAAUCACCCUCGACCAGACCGUGGACAACUCCCGUAUGCACAACAUAGACGCGUUACAACAAGCAGCGCGUUUCCUAGACAGAUGCCUAAUCAAGGACAAUACAGCUCCAACUCUCCUGGAGCAGUUAAACAUUGGAAAUCAACAGAAUACAACAACAGCAAGUGGUUUAUCAGACCAUGACUAUCCAAUUCUCAAUGGAUUACCACCUAGUCUUGCUAAUAAAACCCAAAUGAAGACUGUAAACAGAGUGCCAAUGCCAGCUGAAAUUAUGGAACACUUUAAUCAUAUGCAAUGUCAUUGUAUGAUGGGCCUAUUCCCAGAGAUAAAUAGAGCUUGGUUAACAAUUGACAGUGAUAUUUAUCUCUGGACGUUUGAAGAUGGUGGAGAUGUUGCCUACUAUGAUGGUUUGAAUGAAACAAUCCUAAGCGUAGGACUAAUCAAACCAAAACACGCCGUUUUCCAAAAUUUUGUUAAACAUUUACUAGUGUUAGCCACAGCUGUUGAUAUUGUUGUCUUGGGAGUGACUUUUACUUCCGAUGAGGACGACGCAAUGAAAGAAAUCCAAUUAUUUUCGGAUCCAGUGUUUUCUAUUCCUACAGAUGGAUCUUUGGUGACUACUAUUGUCGGUACCAAUAGUGGAAGACUGUUUUACGGCAGCAAAGAUGGAUGUUUAUAUGAAAUUACUUAUCAGGCUGAAAGUAGUUGGUUUGGUAAACGAUGCAAGAAAAUCAACCAUUCUACAAGCAAACUUGCAUUUCUGGUGCCUUCUUUUGCCUACGCAGCGAUGGCGAGUGAAGAUUCUGUUAUUCAAAUCGUCCUGGAUGAUACCCGAUACAUUUUGUAUGUUUUAACAGAAAAAGGUUCAAUUGAAGCGUAUGAUAUGGGAGAUAAUGGUACAUCUUUAAGUCGCAUUGGGAAAUUGACACAGAAUAAUAUCGUACAUCAAGCGCAUUCUAUAGUCAAGACAUUAGACUCUCAGAACUUUCAUCCGAUUGUCUCAAUCUCUGCUGUUGAAUUAAGCGAGUCUGCUCGUGUGCAUCUGGUUGCCAUCACACAAAGUGGUGUACGGUUAUACUUCACAACUUACACGCAAUCGCAGAUUAAUCUUCCUUCACCACGGCCGACAACUUUAGCGUUGUUGCAUGUACGUUUACCACCUGGAUACUCCGCAGGCGCACAUUAUCGUCCACGCGCAAUACACAUGGCGAAUUAUCGCGAACGUACGGUUGUGAUGGUCUCCAGCGUAGCCGAAAAGGAAACUCUUUGGUGUCUGAGUUCAGAUCUGUUUCCAUUCUGUCCGAGUUUAAUGGAAGCGACGACUACAAUCGAUCUAGAUGGACCUGUGUUAGCUCUGGCUGAGGUUAAGUAUCCUACUAAUAUAUUACUGCAACCCACACAACAAGUACCGCCAUUGGUAGUGCGGCAACAUUCCGAACCACCGAGAAAAUAUGUCAUUCUCACCGCACAAGGCGCGCAUAUUAUGAUAAAACAACGUCCAGUUGAUUUGUUGAAACAAUUAUUAUUGGAUACACGCGCUUUGGAUACUGACAUCCUAAAAGCGUUCUUUAGUAUACAGCAGGAGGAGCAAGCGUGUGCUACGAGUUUGAUUUUGGCGAGUUUAGAAUCACCACAGAAUGCUGAAUUGUCUGAACAUGCAACUACAGCGUUCUUUAUUUUUGGUGGUGAACCACAACUUGCGCCGCAAUAUGGCGGAAAUCAACAGUUCAAUCAAACACAACAAUUCGGAACAUCGUUUUUGCCUAAUAUGAUGUCAACUCCAAUGGGUAGCCCGUAUCAACCACAAUCCCAACCACAAUCACCUAUGGGUCCAUCUUUCUAUAGUUCUCCAAUGAAUCAAACACAAAACUUUGUACCAAUGCCGCAAAAUCCGCAGAUGAUGGGCGGUAACGCCCUCUAUGAUGCGAAUUGUCCGUUCUUUUUCUCGCCGAAACACAACGGGCUGUAUUUAUAUGUUGGGCGAAUUCUAAGACCAAUUUGGAAUCUCAGAUGUGUUGAAAAGAUGACUUUAGAUGCCAAAAAGUUCUAUUUAACUAGCGCCAUUGAUCAUGAAAACUGCGCUUGGAUUCUCUGCCAUCUUGAAUCACUCUGCACGUUUUUACAACGCAAUACACAACUCACACUCUGCUCCGGAAAAUAUCAACCUCCAUCUGAUAAACAUUCGCGAUCGAGACUCACACAACAAGACGCGCAACUAGAAGAGCGUCAAUCAUUGGAAUCACUGAAAUUAUUCGUCAAUCACACAACACAAGUGAUUGGCCUGUGGAAAAUCCUAACUCAACAUCAAUUCCAUAUUCUGAUGGAGAGUCUUCCACCAAAUCAUCAACAACUUCUACAGAAUACAACUUUCAAGGAUGUCUUUCUAUUCGGACAUGAAAUCUGUUGUAACUUGAUAAAUUCAUUGAUUAAUAGUUAUCUGGGUGACAAUGCAUCUGUGGAUUCUAUAAGCGCAAAGUUGCGAGACACUUGUCCGAGUUUAUACAAAGCGGAAGACGCUGCUUGUUCAAAGGCCAACGAAAUGCUCAAAUCGGCGAAACACGUGAUGAAUAUCGACGAACGCGAAGAAUUGCUACAUCAGGCGCUAGGUUUGUGUAAAAAUGUCGCGCCGAAUGUGAACUUGCCUGAAAUCUGCGGGCAGUUCACUACUUUGAAGGCGUAUCAAGCUGUUGUGGAUCUAUGCGUCACAUGCGCGAAGAAAUUCGACCCGGAAGAUAUCGCCGUACAUUUUUACAAGAACGCGGAUCAGAAUGACGAGGAUGCGUAUCAGUUUUAUUUGCGGCGCAUGGAAGUGUAUAAGGAGGUGGUCGCCAUGUUGGAUCAUGUACAUUCGACGCAUGAUAAUACUAUUACUAAUAUUGCUGGACAGGGACAAGGGGAUGUCACGCAGGAAACUACAGGAAGUCAAAUUACAAGGAAAAUUAUUACUGAAAUACUACGUGAAGAUGAUGAAUUGUUGCAUAUUGCUGUAUAUGAUUGGAUGAUGAACAAACAAAUGAACGGCGAUCUUAUUAGCAUUCAACAACCGACGUUGGAGACCUUUUUGGUUAAGGCUUCGCAGCGUAAUCCUAAUAAUAUUCAUUUGAUGGAUAUUCUAUGGAAAUAUUAUGAGAGUAAUAAUAAUCACGCGGCAGCUGCACGUGUUCUUAAUGCUUUAGCAUCAGCUGAAGAAAAUGGUUUGAUGUUAAGAGAUCGCCUCACUUAUUUAGCACGCGCGUUAAUGUGCAUGCGCAGUGAUAAAGUUGGUUACGCUCCGUAUUUAGGUGUGUUUCUGCGUGAAUUAGAAGAUAAACUUGAAGUGGCCAAGGUGCAGGAGCGUGUGUUAGACGCGGUGGUGAUUCUGAAAGGACGCCAUAUUGAUGCGGAGAUGGCCGAACAACUGCUCAAUGGUAAACUGUUUGAGAUCACGCAGUUGUAUGAAGAUUUCGCGGAUAAAUUCGAGCUGUGGGAGUGCAAAUUGGCGAUUAUUAACUGCGCAGGAUAUUCAGAUACACUCCUAAUUGAAAAUAUCUGGAGUAAUAUUAUUCAGAAUGAGUUGCAUAAGGCAGGCGCGUAUGGAAAUGAUAAACUGAUUCAUAUUUUGGUUAAAAUUAAGGGUUUGGUUAAGAUUUAUAAAGGAUCUGGGAGUUGUGUGCCAUUAGAUUAUUUAGUACUGGAAUUGGAGAGAAUCAGUGCACAAUUGAAGGCUGAUACAUCUUUAGUGCCGAAAUUCUUUGUAAAUUUAGAUUAUACAGUGGAAGUCUUGAUUGCGGCUUAUAAUAAUGCUAUGGGCUCAGCAGCGAAAGAUAACUUCUGGACCAACGAAACGAAUGAAAAUCACUUCUCCGAGGCGAUUGGUGCUGUGAUUCAGGCAUUUAUCGACACACAGAAUAAAUAUACCAAUGCAGAUAAGAGAAAAAUGAUAGCCAUUUCCUUGGAUACGGUAGCAGGUCUAUUGUCGCUUUUGUACAGCAAGCCAAACACAGACCACGUUGUUAAUCGAUUGCGACAGGUACAAACACGUUUGUCACGAAUGUAAUGUGUAUGGAGAAGCAACUAAAAGGUAUCUGGAUAUGAAAAUUAUGUACUUUUGAUAACUACCACGUGAAUGAUUGUAAUAAUAAAAAUUAUUUAAGAAUAA